CAACGCUGCCGCUGCUGGUUUGGGUGCAGGUGAUUGCAGCUCAAUUGCUGCUGCGCUGAGGGCGUGCUCAGCUUAGGUGACUUUCGCCCUGAGUGGAUGUACUUCGGAGAUACGAACGGACUUCGAAUCACUAUGAGUUUGGAUUACAAUGACCGGAGUUAGACGACAACAAAUGCAAACGAUGCUAUGUUGCCGCCGGACUUGUGGAUGAGCAGACAACGACAAGUGGACCCCCUGCAGUUUCCCGGAUUUCACUCGGUUCCUCCAAGUACAACGGUGCACAGGGGGAUAAUCAAAUGGUUCAGUCUGCGCAGACGCUUCGGUUUCAUUUUUGACGCACAGUCCGGAGAAGAGAUCUUUUUCCAUCAGUCCAAUACAAUCGUAGAAACUGUUGAACAACUAACGCCUCGGGCACCAGUGUAUUACAUGGUGCGCAUUACUUCCAGGGGGCCAGAAGCCUACAAUAUUUCUCCUGCGAGCGACUAUCGCGACCCUCUUCUUCGUGCACAGGCAGGUUCAAGUUGGCCUGGUCCUACGGGGCGAGGAGCCUUAGAACCGUUUGGCAGAACGGAAUAUCCUGCAACAUUUCGCCCGUCGAUUUUUCAGAUGCCAAGCAGAGUCAGACUAGAGAGGCGAUCCAUUCGUCGCUUUCGCUGCUACAAUUGUGGUCAGUAUGCUUCCCACAAGGCUAUAUUUUGUCCCAUGCAGCCUAUGCGGAGAUGCUGCUAUCGAUGCAGAAGUUCUACGCAUCUCCUAGCGGAUUGUCCCUUUCGGCAUUAUGCAAUCCCACCAACCGAGGUGGAGCCCUCUUCACAGAUGACUCAGUCAGAUUUUGGACCCCGCGGUUCUGUGCUACGAAGGAUAUAACAUCGGUUCUUACCAACGAGCUGUGAAGCGCUGUUCAAACAUCUGGUCAUCCUAAUCCGUCUACCCCAUUUCGCAUGCAAUGAAAUGAGCCCUGUAUACACGUACUUCAUCUCACACAAUGCACCCCGAAAUGGCAAUGAUCUGAAUUGACAGUAUUAGCCAGUAAUCAAGAGCAAGUGUAAUAGGGGCUUUUGCACAUUUAUUCUAAGCUUGGAUAUGAUGAUAUUUUAAUUAGCACAUUUUACUGCGGUUUAUUUGAAGAUACAAGCAUUUUAUCAAAAGGAAACUACCAGUGUUAUUUGGGCGAGAUUCGAACCUCAUGGAACUGAAGAUAAUGAAUACUUGAGAAAAUAAACUUCCUGCAAAUCUAGCAGGAAACAACUGAUAGCAUUUUUACUUGGAUACAU
Messenger RNA from Dicrocoelium dendriticum, 1274 nucleotides. Lineage: Eukaryota; Metazoa; Platyhelminthes; Trematoda; Plagiorchiida; Dicrocoeliidae. The record is from the annotation of a GenBank genome assembly.